AGGUCCCUCAGCUGAUGUGAAGGUAGCUAGCUAGCGCGCUUAUAGCUGAGAGAGUGGAGCUGGUGCACUGUCUGUUACAACUACAACACUGGAACAAAUAGUGAAUGGUAGUGUCUAGAAAGGGUAUGUCCCUUCAGGAGAGAGGUGCCAAUGUCCAACCGGCCUAAUUCCAAUCCAGGGGGGUCACUGCGCCGUUCAAAGAGGAACACUGCUGCGGCCCAGCCACAAGACCAUACAGUCGCGGGAAGGUUGCAGUCAGAGCAGGUAAAACAAAAAGCAAAUUCCCCUCCUGAAAGUAGAAGACCUAAUUCUAAGGCUUCCAAAGCCGCACCCAGCUCGGCCUCUGGCCAGUCCAGAGGGCACAGCUCAAGAAGAAGCGGUCUCGCGCUGUCUGAAGCUUCGUCCGUGCUGCAAGACGACCCAGAGGCUGCCGGGACUUCAGAGCAACCAGGCCACCAAUCCAGAAGCGAAGGCGCCCGAGGGCUGAAGAGAAGCUCCGCCCCCGACCUCAACAACACCUACACCGCCACCCCUGCCAAGAAGUCCAAGUCCCACCCAUCCCGAGACGACACCUCGGAGCCCAAGAAGGGCCCGGCCAAGUCCAAGAAGCGACCUCUGGCGCCAGAGCCUCCGGCAGCCUCCGGCCGAGGCCAGAGCAAGAAGAGCGGAGCUUGUGGGGCCUCCCCGACCCAGAAGCGAAAGAAGGCUGACUCCCUCCCCGGUUUGAGCAGCACUGCUGGGUCCCUCCCCAACCGUACCGACGGCAGAUCUGCAAAACCCACCAAGCUGGCGUCGAAAUCAGCCGCCUCAGCCAAAGCUGGGUGUAGUACCGUGACGGACUCCUCUUCUUCUGCCUCCACUUCUUCCUCCUCCUCCUCAGCCGGCGCCAACAGCGCCGCCCCGCAGGGCGCCAGGGUCAAGCAGGGCAAAGACCAGAACAAGGCUCGCCGCUCCCGUUCUGCCUCCAGCCCCUCCCCUCGCAGGAGCACCCGUGACAAGGAGCAGGCCAAAGCUGCCGGCUCCUCCAAAUUUGAGUGGGCAGCCCGCUUCAGCCCCAAAGUCAACCUGCCAAAGCCCAAACUGUCCCUGCCCGGGUCCUCCAAGACAGAGACCUCCAAACCUGGGCCAUCAGGACUACAGGCCAAACUACAAAGUUUGAGGAAGUCCACCAAGAAGCGCAGCGAGUCACCUCCAGCAGAGCUCCCCAGCUUUCGGCGGAGCACACGUCAGAAGACCACGGGCUCCUGCGCCAGCACCAGUCGGCGAGGCUCAGGCCUGGGCAAGCGCGGCGCAGCCGAAGCUCGCCGACAGGAGAAGAUGGCCGACUCUGACAACAACCAGGAUGGCGCCAACUCCUCGGCCGCUCGCACGGAUGAGGCGCCGCAGGGGGCUUCAGCCUCGAGCUCAGUGGCCGGAGCUGUAGGUAUGACCACCUCUGGAGAGAGCGAGUCUGAUGACUCUGAAAUGGGCAGACUGCAAGCGCUGCUGGAAGCCAGGGGCCUCCCCCCUCACCUCUUCGGGCCCCUGGGGCCACGGAUGUCCCAGCUGUUCCACAGGACCAUCGGCAGUGGAGCAAGCUCCAAGGCCCAGCAGCUGCUGCAGGGGCUGCAGGCCACAGGGGACGAGUCCCAGCAGCUCCAGGCUGCCAUCGAGAUGUGCCAGCUCCUGGUGAUGGGCAACGAGGAGACACUGGGAGGGUUCCCUGUGAAGAGUGUGGUGCCCGCACUGAUCACAUUGUUACAGAUGGAACAUAACUUUGACAUUAUGAACCACGCCUCCAGGGCCCUCACCUACAUGAUGGAGGCCCUGCCUCGCUCCUCAGCCGUGGUGGUCGACGCCAUCCCUGUCUUCCUGGAGAAGCUUCAGGUGAUCCAGUUCAUUGAUGUAGCGGAGCAGGCGCUGACUGCCUUGGAGAUGUUGUCAAGGCGACACAGCAAAGCCAUCCUGCAGGCUGGCGGCCUGGCGGACUGCCUCCUCUACCUGGAGUUCUUCAGCAUCAACGCCCAGAGGAACGCCCUGGCCAUCGCAGCCAACUGCUGCCAGAGCAUCACCCCGGACGAGUUCCACUUUGUGGCCGACUCUCUUCCCCUGCUGACGCAGAGGCUCACUCACCAGGAUAAGAAAUCCGUCGAAAGCACUUGUCUCUGUUUCGCCCGGCUGGUGGAUAACUUUCAACACGAGGAGAACCUACUGCAGCAGGUGGCCUCCCGGGACCUACUGACCAACAUCCAGCAGCUGCUGGUGGUGACCCCGCCAGUGCUCAGCUCGGGCAUGUUCAUCAUGGUGGUGCGCAUGUUCUCCCUCAUGUGCUCCAACUGCCCCUGCCUGGCCGUGCAGCUCAUGAAGCAGAACAUCGCGGAGACUCUCCGCUUCCUCCUGUGCGGAGCGUCCAACGGGAGCUGUCAGGAGCAGAUCGACCUGGUGCCCCGGAGUCCUCAGGAGCUCUAUGAACUCACCUCGCUCAUCUGCGAGCUGAUGCCCUGCCUGCCCAGAGAGGGCAUCUUUGCGGUGGACCUGAUGCUGAAGAAGGGCAGUGCCCAGACCACGGAGGGAGCCAUCUGGCAGUGGAGGGACGACCGGGGCCUGUGGCACCCCUACAACCGCAUAGACAGCCGCAUCAUCGAGACGGCCCACCAGAACGGGGAGGACGAGAUCAGCCUGUCCACGCUGGGCCGGGUCUACACUAUCGACUUCAACUCUAUGCAGCAGAUCAACGAGGACACAGGCACGGCCCGCGGGAUCCAGAGGAAGCCCAACCCUCUGGCCAAUCCCAACACUGGCGGGCACCAGGAGGUGAGGAGGGAGGACGCCAGGGCCCAGCUGAUGAAGGAGGAUCCCGAGCUGGCCAAGUGCUUCAUCAAGACCCUGUUCGGGGUCCUGUACGAGGUGUACAGCUCCUCUGCCGGCCCGGCCGUCAGACACAAGUGCCUUCGAGCCAUCCUCAGGAUCAUCUUCUUCGCCGACGCGGAUCUGCUCAAGGACGUGCUGAGGAACCACGCUGUGUCCAGCCACAUCGCCUCCAUGCUGUCCAGCCAGGACCUGAAGAUUGUCGUGGGCUCUCUGCAGAUGGCUGAGAUCCUGAUGCAGAAGCUGCCCGACGUCUUCAGCGUCUAUUUCCGCAGAGAAGGUGUGAUGCACCAGGUGAAGAACCUGGCCGAGUCGGAGACCUUCCUCACCAGCCCCCCCAAGGCCUGCACCAGCGGCACGGCCAGCCUGUGCACCACCACCAUCAGCACAGCCACCACGACCACGGCAACCAACGCCACGCCCGACCUGGGCUCCCCCAGCUUCCAGCACAGCAUGGACGACUCACUGGACCUGAGCCCACAGGGGAGGUUAAGCGAUGUCCUGAAGAGGAAACGCCUGCCGAAGAGGGGGCCCAGACGGCCCAAGUACUCCCCCCCCAGGGACGAGGACAAAGUAGACAAUCAGGCCAAGAGUCCCACCACUACCCAGUCCCCCAAGUCCUCCUUCUUGGCCAGCCUCAACCCCAAGACCUGGGGCAAGCUGGGCGCCCAGACCAACAGCUCCAACUCUGAGCCCUCUCGCACAGCAGGGGUGAGCGGCAUGGCCCGCGCCCCGCCCAAGGACUCCGUCUCCAACAACAGGGACAAAAUAAAGGCCUGGAUCAAAGAGCAGGCUAGUAAGUUUGUCGAGCGCUAUUUCAACAAUGAGAACGUGGACGGCAGCAACCCUGCCCUGAAUGUACUCCAGAGACUGUGCACAGCCACAGAGCAACUCAGCCUGCAGAUGGACGGGGGCGUGGAGUGCCUGGUGGAGAUCUGCAGCAUCGUGUCUGAGUCGGACGUGUCGUCGUUUGAGAUCCAGCACAGCGGCCUGGUGAAGCAGAUGCUGCUGUACCUGACGUCCCACGGCGACAGGGACCUGGUGUGCCGCGACGUGCGCCUCAAGAGGUUCCUGCACGUGUUCUUCAGCUGCCCGGUUCCGGGGAUGGAGCCCGCGGGCCGCCUGGAGCCGUCUGAGAACGGCCCUCUGCUGGCGCUGGUGCACAAGAUGAACAACUGCCUGAGCCAGAUGGAGCAGUUCCCCGUCAAGGUGCACGACUUCCCCAGCGGCAACGGCAACGGCAGCAGAGGUUCUCAGGCCCUGAAGUUCUUCAACACACACCAGCUGAAGUGUCAGCUGCAGAGGCACCCGGACUGCACCAACGUGAAGCAGUGGAAGGGGGGUCCCGUGAAGAUCGACCCCCUGGCUCUGGUGCAGGCCAUCGAGAGAUACCUGGUGGUCCGAGGCUACGGGCGGAUACGAGAGGAGGACGAGGACAGCGACGACGACGGGUCCGACGAUGAAAUCGACGAGUCACUGGCCGCCCAGUUCCUGAACUCUGGCAGCGUGCGCCACAGGCUGCAGUUCUACAUCGGGGACCACCUGCUGCCCUACAACAUGACGGUGUACCAGGCGGUCAGGCAGUUCAGCCUGCAGGCCGAGGAGGAGAGGGAGUCCACGGACGACGAGGCCAACCCGCUCGGGAGAGCCGGCAUCUGGACCAAAACACACACUAUAUGGUAUAAGCCUGUGAGGGAAGACGAGGACGGCAGCAAGGACGCUGUGGGAGGCAAGCGAGGCCGCGCGCAGACCGCCCCCACCAAGACCUCCCCCCGCAACGCCAAGAAACAGGACGAGCUGUGGCACGACGGCGUGUGCCCCAGCGUGUCCAGCCCCCUGGAGAUGUACCUCAUGUCGGAGCCCCCAGAGAGCAUCACCUUCAGCGACCCCUCAUUAGAGGUCAACCUGCUGCUCAGGGUCCUGCAUUCAAUCAGCAGAUACUGGUUCUACCUGUACGAAAAUGCGGUGUGCAAGGAGAUCAUCCCCACCAGCGAGUUCAUCAACAGCAAGCUCACAGCCAAGGCUAACCGGCAGCUGCAGGACCCUCUGGUCAUCAUGACUGGGAACAUCCCUACCUGGCUCACUGAGCUGGGGAAGACCUGCCCCUUCUUCUUCCCGUUUGACACACGCCAGAUGCUGUUUUACGUGACCGCCUUCGACCGCGACCGGGCCAUGCAGCGCCUGCUCGACACCAACCCCGAGAUCAACCAAUCAGAUUCUCAGGAUAGCAGAGUGGCGCCGCGUCUGGACAGGAAAAAGCGAACGAUAAACCGCGACGAGCUGCUGAAGCAGGCCGAGUCAGUGAUGCAGGACCUGGGCAGCUCCAGGGCCAUGCUGGAGAUCCAGUACGAGAACGAGGUGGGCACGGGCCUGGGCCCCACCCUGGAGUUCUACGCCCUGGUGUCCCAGGAGCUGCAGAGGGCUGACCUGGGGCUGUGGAGGGGGGAAGAGGUCACUCUGGCCAACCCUAAAGGAAGCCAAGAAGGGACUAAAUACAUGUUCAGCUCCAGAGGGCUGUUUGCUGUCCCCUUCGGCAGGACCACCAAGCCGGCGCACAUCGCCAAAAUCAAAAUGAAGUUCCGCUUUCUGGGCAAACUGAUGGCCAAAGCCAUCAUGGACUUCAGACUGCUGGACCUACCUCUGGGCCUGCCUUUCUACAAGUGGAUGCUGAGGCAUGAGGCGUCCAUCAGCUCCCACGACCUGGUCAACAUCGACCCCGGCGUGGCCAAGUCCAUCCAGCACCUGGAGGACAUCAUCCGGCAGAAGAAGAGGCUUGAGCUGGACCGCUCCCAGACCAGAGAGACCCUGCAGCAGGCCCUGGAGACCCUCAACAUGAACGGCUGCUCCGUGGAGGACCUGGGCCUGGACUUCACCCUGCCCGGCUUCCCCAACAUCGAGCUGAAGAAGGGGGGCAAGGACGUCCCUGUGACCAUCUACAACCUGGAAGAGUACCUCAGGCUGGUGGUCUAUUGGACACUCACUGAAGGCGUGUCCAGACAGUUUGAAUCCUUCAGGGAAGGUUUUGAGUCAGUCUUCCCCCUGCAGCACCUGCAGUAUUUCUACCCAGAGGAGUUGGACCAGCUGCUGUGCGGCAGCAAAUCCGAGACCUGGGACGUGAAGACCCUGAUGGAGUGCUGUCGGCCGGACCACGGGUACACACAUGACAGUCGUGCUGUGAGGUUCCUGUUUGAGGUGCUGAGCAGCUUUGACGCGGAGCAGCAGAGACUCUUCCUGCAGUUUGUGACAGGAAGCCCCAGACUGCCAGUUGGAGGAUUCCGGAGUCUGAACCCUCCUCUGACCAUCGUGAGGAAGACGUUCGAGUCCACAGAGAACCCCGACGACUUCCUGCCCUCGGUCAUGACCUGCGUCAACUACCUGAAGCUGCCCGACUACUCCAGCAUCGAGAUCAUGCGCGAGAAACUGUUGAUCGCGGCCCGCGAGGGCCAGCAGUCAUUCCACCUAUCCUGAUCUCGCCGACUCUCACAUACAAAAUGCCUUCUACAGCAACCGACGAAAUCAUGACUUCCUUCUCCUCUUUGUUUUUGUAAUCACCUACAUCAAGGCAAUGUGUACAGCCUUCCUGUUAGAGAAAGCAGCUUGCAGAAAAUUAAAAGACUUCAGAUAUAUAUUUGCUGCCCCCGUCUCUCCUACAAAAUGGAUAGGCAUUACAUGACUCGCAGAACAAACAAAAAAAAACACACAAAAAAAAAAGAAAUUCAGAGUAAAACUUAUAUCAGUAGUGGAGUAAUGUUUAAAAAAAAAAAAAAAGGAAAAAAAAGGAAAGAAUCUGGGUGACAUUUUAAAUUGCAUUGCUGUGUGAUAUUUAAAAAAAGGGAUGUUUCCUCCCCAAAGCGGUAAAGGUCACUGUAUACUGGGGAGGGGCUCCACUGAGCAAGAUAGAUUCACUUUAGCUCCAAAGAUCAUUUGUACAGACAAAUUUGCAGACUUUGCUCAUUCUACACAUUUGAUAGAAUAGCUCUUUGUUCUCAUGUCUACUUCCCAUUAGUUUGUUCUCAUUCUGUUCUGUAUUAUAUUGCCCCAAUUUGUGUGUUGCAUUUUGGUUCAGCUUUUCCUCUUGUGUGUUUUUUGCUUACAUUUUUGGAUACGAGAGUUGCAGUUGAUUGAAUGCGGAUAGCGUUGAGAGGAGUAGUAUGUCUUUUUUUUUUUUUUUCUUCUUUUACCCAAUUUAAAAUUGUGUUCUGGCCUACAAAAGAACGUCAGCUCAAAUAUAAAAGAGUUCUAUCCGAUGUGUUGGAUAAAGAAAUGUAGUUUUUGCUCUUCCUUUGGUAGUGUGUCUGCUGGCCCCUGUGGGCCGCGGUGGGGCUCAGGGGCCAGUGACUGGCCAGGCCGAGCUCCUGAGGACCCUACCGGCCCUGAAAGGGGCCGAGCACAUUUUGGCUGGUCUCAUUUUAUCGUUUCUUGGCCAGAUAGCAUUUCAAGUUCAUUUAUGGAAAAACUUUAUAUGCAGUGUCACACCCUGUUUGAGGUGGGAAUGUCUGCUUUAUCUUUUUUUAUUUUCUAUAUUUUGUCUCUUUCUCCCCUCCCCCCCCCCCCCCCCCCCCCCCCCCCUUGUGUUAGUUUAUUUUUUGCACUGCUGGCUUGGAACAAACCGUGGUGUGCACCUGCAGUCUGUGGCCAGGGGGUGGCGCCACCGUCUGCUCUCCUGGCCCAAUCCUUCAUGUGCUGGUUUCUAAGAUCUGCAAUAAUUUACUGCAUCAGGUUCAUGUUUUUACCUGAACAUAAAUAAAGUAACUGUUUGACUCAU
Hypomesus transpacificus is the source of this 7612-nucleotide messenger RNA. RefSeq names its product thyroid hormone receptor interactor 12 (gene trip12). Gene Ontology annotation, molecular function: ubiquitin protein ligase activity; zinc ion binding. Gene Ontology annotation, biological process: protein polyubiquitination; regulation of double-strand break repair; proteasome-mediated ubiquitin-dependent protein catabolic process. Gene Ontology annotation, cellular component: nuclear speck. The record is from RefSeq and is a predicted model, not a curated record. NCBI's taxonomy places the organism in Eukaryota, Metazoa, Chordata, Actinopteri, Osmeriformes, Osmeridae.